AUGGGUUACACGAUUAUCUUUACCAUUAUCGUCGUUUUUUAUUUCAUUUCGAUCUCUAAAGCAGUUCGUAAUGUAAAUUCAAUCGAUGGUCAAGAUGAUUUAUCAUCAACGUCGGUUAAUCAGGUUGGCAUAUGUAGCUUACUGGUUGAGACAGAAGGGUACAUGUGCGAAGAACACAAGGUGACGACGAAAGAUGGUUACAUACUUAGCAUGCAACGGAUUCCAAUGGAGCGGGGUGGGAAAAAGGCUGACAAGCCACCGGUUUUGUUGCAACACGGGGUUCUUAUGGAUGGCGGGACGUGGGUUUUAAACACUCCAGACGAAUCGCUUGGGUUUAUUUUGGCAGAUAAUGGGUUUGAUGUGUGGAUAGCCAACACUCGUGGAACCAAUUUUAGCCGUGGCCAUACGUCACUUAGUCCCAGCGAUCCGGAGUAUUGGGAUUGGUCGUGGGACGAAUUAGUAGCAUUUGAUCUUCCGGCUUCAGUCCAAUUUGUGCACGAUCAAACGGGCCAAAACCUACAUUAUGUCGGUCAUUCCUUGGGAACUUUGAUCGCGUUUUCCGCGUUUUCAAAAGACCAGACGUUGAACAUGUUGAGAUCGGCCGUGUUACUGAGCCCCAUCGCAUAUCUAGGUCAAAUGUCGUCGACUCUUGCUAGAGCUGGUGCCGAUGCUUUCUUAGGCGAAGCCUUAUAUUGGUUGGGACUUCAUGAAUUUGCUCCAAGGGGGAAAGCUGUCGUUGAUCUUCUGAGUGUAAUCUGCAAGAUGCCCGACAAUGAUUGCAGCGAUUUAAUGACAUCGUUUACAGGGCAAAACUGUUGUGUGAACUCGUCAAUGACCGAUAAAUUCCUUGAACACGAGCCUCAGUCUACGUCGACUAAGAACAUGAUCCAUCUCGCUCAAAUGAUCCGAACAGGGACAAUAACGAUGUACGAUUAUGGUAAUGCUGACGACAAUCAGAAACACUACGGGCAAUUGACACCUCCAGUUUACGAUAUGGGAAGCAUCCCAAAAGACUUCCCCAUGUACCUAAGUCAUGGAGGGAGAGACAAGCUAUCUGAUGUGGAAGAUGUGAAAACACUUCUCAAAAACGUUAACGAUCAUGAUCCAGAUAAGCUUGUUGUACAGUACAAGGAGGAUUAUGCACAUGCUGAUUUUGUUUUUGCUGUCAAUGCUAAAGAAGUUAUAUAUGAUCCUGUAAUGGCAUUUUUCAAGCUUCAUUAUUAG
Molecule: messenger RNA, 1224 nt
Organism: Cynara cardunculus var. scolymus (artichoke)
Lineage: Eukaryota; Viridiplantae; Streptophyta; Magnoliopsida; Asterales; Asteraceae
Product: triacylglycerol lipase 2-like
Exons: 9
Coding region: 1-1224 (407 amino acids)
Biological process (GO): lipid metabolic process
Molecular function (GO): hydrolase activity, acting on ester bonds
Source: RefSeq, a predicted model, not a curated record